AUGCUCAGAAUCAUCCUGAUGGAUUCGAUCCAAGAAUGGCCUGCGCAUGAGGGGCCAAUCAUGCGGGUCGGAGUGGGCAAUCUGGUAGGGAUGACCCAGGUAACUGGAUGCACGGUGGGUGUUGCUGAUCAUGGAUAUCACACCUGGCCUUUGGCAUCGCAACUGUACGGGGCCCGAAACGGACUUUACACCACAACGACAACGUACAUCUGUACAGAGUACGAAUCUGCGAUCAUCUGCUGCUUCGGAUUUGUCCCUAUCGGCGCCGCAACGUCAAACCCCACAGCUCUGGCCCCGAUCAUGUCCUGGCAAUCAAAAGCAGCAGGGAUGUUCGACCUGAGGCAUUCGGGCCAGGUCUGGAACAAACCACUGCCGCAUCAUCUGAUUCCCAACCAGAGCCCACUAUUGACAAAUGCCCCUCGUCUGGGUGAUGUUGACAUAGAGAGUACGUAA
Molecule: messenger RNA, 453 nt
Organism: Aspergillus sclerotioniger CBS 115572
Lineage: Eukaryota; Fungi; Ascomycota; Eurotiomycetes; Eurotiales; Aspergillaceae
Exons: 1
Coding region: 1-453 (150 amino acids)
Source: RefSeq, a predicted model, not a curated record